Molecule: messenger RNA, 1926 nt
Organism: Strongyloides ratti
Lineage: Eukaryota; Metazoa; Nematoda; Chromadorea; Rhabditida; Strongyloididae
Product: Choline O-acetyltransferase
Exons: 4
Coding region: 1-1926 (641 amino acids)
Biological process (GO): neuromuscular synaptic transmission; acetylcholine biosynthetic process
Cellular component (GO): neuron projection; cytoplasm
Molecular function (GO): choline O-acetyltransferase activity
Source: RefSeq, a predicted model, not a curated record
AUGGAUUCACAUAAUAUAACAAAUAUUAAUUACGAUGAAAGUAAUAAUGAAAUAACAAAAAAAAAACACUGUGUGAAAUCAUACAAUUGGAAUGAGCCACCAUUACCAAAACCACCAGUACCAUCAUUAGAACAUUCUUUCAAAAGGUAUUUAGAAUAUGCUUCAGUUAUUUGUGAAUGCCAAAAUGAUCUUGAUUUUGAACAAACAAAAGCAGCUGUCAAAGAAUUUUUUCCAAAUGCAGUUGAGUUACAAAAAAAAUUAUUAAGUAUGGCUGAAAAAUGUGAUAAUUGGAUUAAUAAAUUUUGGUUACCUGAAAUGUAUUUAAGACCUAGGUAUCCAUUACCCCUUUAUUCUAAUCCAGCAUAUAUAUUUCCUCAACAAAAAUUUAAUUCAACUGAUGAACAAUUAAAUUUUGCAGCAUGGUUAAUUAGAGGUUUUGAAGAUUAUAAAUUAAUGAUUGAUAAUCAACAAUUUCCUAGAGAAAUAUCAGCUGGUGUUGAGAAAAUUCCUGUAUGUAUGGAACAAUAUAAAAGAAUACUAUCAUGUUAUAGAGAACCUAAUUAUGAUUGUGAUAAUUUUUAUUAUAGAAGAGAAAAUCCUACUUAUUAUAAUGAGGAUGGUGAUAGCCAUAUAAUAGUAAUGUGCCAUAAUCAAGCAUUUGUUUUAUAUACAAAAAUAAAAAAUGAAUUUUUACCACAUUCUGAAAUACUUUAUCAACUUAAAAAAAUUUUAGAUUACUCACAAAAUAGGCCAACAGCAACACCAGUUGGUGUUAUGACUGCAGGUAAUCGUGAUAAAGCAGCAAAAAUAUGGGAAAAUCUUAAAAAAAAACCAUUAAAUAAUAGAUCAUUAGAAUGGAUGAAAUCUGCUACAUUUGUAUUAUGUCUUGAUUUUGUUAAAAAUUUAAAUUCAAAUACUAAAUUUGAUAAUUAUGAAGAUUAUUUAGCAUAUCGUGGUCAUCAUAUUUUACAUGGAUUUGGUUCAUUAGGUGUAGGAUUAAAUCGUUGGUAUAAUAGUACAAUUCAAAUUGUUGUAUCUGAUACAGGAACAAAUGGAUUAUUAAUAGAACAUUCAGUAGCAGAAGGAAUAGUAAUAAUUAAUAUGGCAGAACAUGUUCAAAAAUAUGUUGAAAAAAAUAUUAAUCGUUCAAAUAUAAUAUCUCCAAAAAAUAUGUAUGAUCCCAAACCAUUAACAUGGUCUAUAGAUGGAGAAACCGCAAAUUUGAUGAUUUCAUGUCAAAAAGAAUUUAAUAGACUUUCAGAUGCUUUAGAAUUAAAUAUUCUUUAUUUUGAUGAAUAUGGAAAAGAAUUUAUUAAAUCAAAAAAUAUAUCUCCGGAUGGCUUUUGUCAAUUAAUAAUGCAAUUGGCUCAUUAUACUGCUCAUAGUAAACUUGUUUCAACGUAUGAAUCAGCUUCAAUAAGAAGAUUUAAAUAUGGUCGUGUUGAUAAUAUAAGAGCAGCAACACCUGAAGUAUUAAAAUGGGUCAAAUCUAUGACAACAUCAUACAAUGAAUAUACUGAUAAUGAUAGGAAAGAUUUAUUUUAUAAUGCUGCUAAAAAGCAAGCUUUAAUUACAAAAGAGAAUAUUCAUGGCGAAGGCAUUGAUAAUCAUUUAUGUGCAUUAAAUGUAUUAGCUAAAGAAAAUUUAAGCCACAUUCCAAAGAUAUUUGAAGAAAAAACAUGGAAUGAAACAAUGAGAUUUCCUUUAUCAACGUCACAAGUAACAACAGUACAAAUAACAAAUGAUACGUAUUUAUGUUAUGGAGCAGUAGUUGAUGAUGGAUAUGGAUGCUCAUAUAAUUUACAAAAAAAUUUUAUUGUUUUUGCGUCAUCAUGUUAUAAAUUUAAUGAUAGAACAAAUGGAAAAUUUUUUAAAAAAUGUUUAAGAGAUAGUUUAAGAAUAGUAGCAAAUCUACUCAAAAAUUGA